AUGGUUGUUGAUAAGGAUUUCUCCUGUGAUAAUUGUCAGAGCACCAUGGAGGCUUCAACAACCUAACCACACACAGCAGGCGUGGUGGGAGAAGUCUUGAAUGGCAGACCCUAUUGCUUUCCAAGACCUGAGACUGCAGCUGUGCUGAAGCGCACUGUUGAGACUCUUAUGGAGAGAGGAGCCAUUGUGAGGAACCUAGAAAACCUGGGAGAAAGGUCUCUACCUUACAAAAUCUCCAAGCACAAGGAGCGACACAGAAGAGGAGGGUAUUUUUUGAUAGACUUAGAGGGCCCACCUUCGAUUGUAUCGACCAUGAUGGAUCAUUUAGGACGCGAUAUUGAUGUAAUUAGACGUGCUUUUAUAAAGCAUCCUGUGUCAAAGACAGAAGAAUGCAGUGGCAUAAUCCCAGUCAACUAUGAAGAUAAACUAAUUGCCAAGAAGAAGUGAAUAUUCCAAAUAGCAUGUUUGAAACUUUUUUAAAAAAAAUUUUAUUCCUGCUUUGGAAAAUGAUUGUGGUAACUAAUGUCCAUCGAAGAUAAUCAGUUUUGGCUGUGUUACAUGUGUGGUAUAGUACACUAUCUUAAGUUAUUGUAACAUUUGAAGUUUCUUUUUGUUUCAAGUAAUUUGAAUAGACUUAAUCUGUAUGCUUAUCUUGAUAUUUGACAGCUCUGAAAAUUGAUUUUCUUUUCUCUUAGAGCAUUACAUUGAUAAGGAAAAUUUAUCCAUCAUCAGAAUGCUAAAAAUAGCAUUCUUCUCUAAAGACAGAUUAUUUCAGAAUAUGUGUAUUUACAUAAGAGAUUAAGAAGUCGACAGUGUAAAUACAGCAGUAUGGGAUGUGAUUUGUUGGAGGGGGAUUUUUUUGCUUGUUUUUGGAAAAAGGUAAUAAAAG
This is a messenger RNA of Antrostomus carolinensis (chuck-will's-widow), 889 nucleotides long. It is a transcript of the gene MRPS6, whose product is annotated as mitochondrial ribosomal protein S6. Gene Ontology annotation, biological process: translation. NCBI's taxonomy places the organism in Eukaryota, Metazoa, Chordata, Aves, Caprimulgiformes, Caprimulgidae. The record is from RefSeq and is a predicted model, not a curated record. The transcript has 4 exons. Gene Ontology annotation, molecular function: structural constituent of ribosome; small ribosomal subunit rRNA binding. Gene Ontology annotation, cellular component: mitochondrial small ribosomal subunit; ribosome.